Molecule: messenger RNA, 924 nt
Organism: Mesocestoides corti
Lineage: Eukaryota; Metazoa; Platyhelminthes; Cestoda; Cyclophyllidea; Mesocestoididae
Source: the annotation of a GenBank genome assembly
AUGAUUUUCCUCGAUUUUCAUAAUCCAGCGGUAGAGGAAUUGCUCCUCACCCGAUUCAGCAACGCAAAAGCAGGAAUAAAAUUCGAGAAGAUCGAUUACACUGUCGCUGAUUUCGAUCGCGUACUAUAUCGAAUUCAUAAUCUCGAAAAGGAUAAAUCAAAGUUACUUGUCAGUCUCUUGGUCAACUUCUUUGAUGAACUCAGGGAGUACGAUCUGCUCAAGCGAGAAUAUGGCGCCUAUAUGCUGGACGAACCUCAGCCAGGUUACUCGGUUUCUCUUCUCUUCGAUCUUGAAAAUGUGCCGCAAAACUACGAGGCCGUCGCCCGCCAUGUCUCCAUGAUCAAACGCAACUGUUUCGCCGCCGUAUUUGAGCCCUUCUUUCUCCUCCAGGCUCUGGCUGACGAGCCCAUUAUAUCAAAGCGGGCCGUCAUUCACUACAGCCCUAAUGAAGCGAUGUACGUCCAAGCCCUUGAGGAUCGUAUUACCGUGAUCUUCAGUACCGUCUUUAAGGACGCGGAUGACGUCGUUAUCGGGAAGAUAUUUAUGCAGGAAUUCACCGAGGUGAGGCGUCGCUAUGACCGGGCCCCGCAAGUCCUCUACUCGCACCGCGAGCCUCCAGCGGAAUUGCGAGGCACAGACGCCGUCGGCGGCGACAACAGAGCCUACAUAACCUUCGUUCUUUUCCCCCGCCACCUGGCCCCACACGCCGCCGACCGGACAAUCAACCUGAUCCACACGGUGCGCAACUACCUCCACUACCACAUCAAGUGCGCCAAGGGGUACCUGCACAUGCGGAUGCGCGCCAAGACCUCGGAGUUCCUGAAGAUCCUCAACCGCGCCGCCCAGCCCUCCGUGGAGGAGGAGGACCGCAAUUCGUCUGCUGGGAAAACUAACCAAUCACGAUUCCUAAGUGCACUAAUUUGA